Amoebophrya sp. A25 is the source of this 5260-nucleotide messenger RNA. The record is from the annotation of a GenBank genome assembly. Lineage: Eukaryota; Dinophyceae; Syndiniales; Amoebophryaceae.
AGGUUAUGGUCAUUCGCUGUUUUUCUUUCACUAAUUGAAUGCCAAUCUUGAACUGCUAUGUGCUUGAUCUUCUCAUCUUGAUCGAGACUGGUUGCUGCUCGUUUACUACUUGGUUCCCUUUAAUAAACGUCUACCAUUUAGGUUUUCUUCAUCAUAUUUGUUAGUUCCAUCAAGUUUUAGAACGAGAACCGUAUUUGACCCAAUACGCAUCAGUUUAGCACAGUCUUUCUUGCUCCUUUUACUCCUUCAUUGUUUUCAUGGUUCUAUUUUUGACUUCAACUUCAACGUUGUUCUUCUUUUUUCUUGAUUGCUGUAGAAUCUAGAAUUUAAUAGUCGUAGUCCUAGUCCUAGUCACGUGUUUACUACAAAAAAACAAAUCUACAACCAUCCACCAAAAGAUAAUUCUUUUCUGUCUUUUUCUUGACUAGAAUAGAUACUAGCUAGUACAAGAACAAGAUGGCAGCUGUGGUCCAGAACGGUACUGUAGAGCAUGCGAAUGGCAAUGGGGCCAUUUCCGCUGACUUGGAUGCCAUUCGUCAGAAGCUCGAUGCCCUGCGACAGGCGCAGGCUGACGAAGCGGAAGCUUUUCUUAAGGUAUGUUGAUCUAUGCUUUUUUUACUGGAUUAUUCCUAGGCCUUUGACUAGUAAACAGUACCAACAUAGAUGAAUGUAUAUUAGAAUUAGACUGUCGUCGUUGCAUGAGAACUUGUGCUAACAACAAUACUAGCUAGAGCUAUGAUAUCAGUUUGUUAACUCCAUUCCAGUACCACCUCUUCCAGUACCACCUCUUCCAGUACCACCUCUUCCAGUGCCACCUCUUCCAGUACCACCUCUUCCAGUACCACCUCGUCCCCCACCUCAAAACCAACAGGAAAGCGAUUCCUUAGACGAGAAAUGCCAGCAAUUACAGUUUGAGCAAGAGGCAGCAGGUCGCGAUCAGGAGCGUUUGCGCCAAGAGCUCGAGAAGGUUCAAGAGGAGUUAAAAACCGCUGAAAGAGCAGCGUCUGUCACGCGACGCUUGUUGGAGAACGAAGCGAAAACGUCUGCCAGCGAGCGAGAGGAAAAAAUGAUCGCCAGGUACAACUUCUAAAACUAAAAACAUGAUUUCCCUUCGAUCAUUUUUGAAGUUCUCUCCUUCAUCAUCCAUAAUUGAAGUUUCUCAGUCGUGAAUACUCAUUAUAGAUACUCAGUCAUCACAAUGUCAUAACUGACGACUGAGUAUCUUCUAUAGUGAGCACUUGCUUCACACUGACAGGCUUCCAAUAGUACGAACUUCGGACUGCUUCGUCUACCUCGUGGACUGUGUUUCUCACUGGUUCUCUAUAUAAUGAGCUGAUCAGGAAGAUAAAUCUACUCGAAAACUGAAAAUAACCGAGUUACUGACUGAAAUAAGGGAGGUAGCUUUGACAGGGCUACCCUUCCUUGUUCAGUAUCUCGCUUAUUUUAAGUAGUUACUCGCUUAUUUCAGUUUUUCGAGUACUCAAAUGUCGUGCGAAGAAUCAAUGGAUCCAUCCUGGUCUUCCCUUCCCCCACUAGAAAUUUCCCCUUUUCUCGUCUACUUGAAAAAUUGAAAGAUUUAUGUUGAAGAUUCAAAUGUAGCUCAAUCAGAAUCAUCUCCUUGUCUCAACUUGUUUACCUCUACUAGGUUGGAAAGCGAGCGCCAGAAGGGCGAGGAAGAAAGAAAACUCGCCGAAAAUAAGGUGGAAGAAGAGCGCACGCGCUUUGAAGCGGCUAAGGAGGAAUUGGCGUCACAAAUCGAGGCUUUGGAGACUCAGAUGAAAGAAGAGGCAGAACAAGCUGAUGCAAAGCUCAAGGACUUCCAAGCCGCAUCGCGUACGGAGAAAGAGAAUCUCCAAAAGAAAUUGAACGAGCUUAGGGAUGAAGAUAGCUUGGUAUUUGGAAUUUUUAUUUUUAGUUUGUUUGUGUCGUAGUCGUAGUCCUCCUCGCAUGGUGUUCUUGAUCUGAUGAACAAACUCUUUCAUUUAUUAGAAGGUACUCACAACUGAAACCCUCUAGCAACAACUCAUCUCAUACAACGCACUUGUUCGACAAACACUCAUCAAAUGAAACCCAUUCUCAUGAUGAUCUUGAAACAUCUAGAUCCGUGCGAAUUUCUUGGAAGUCUCUGACGCCCUAAAGACCAGCGAGAGUGGUGUCACUUCCUUGCAAGCUGACGUGGAAGGUAAGAAGGAGGAACUAGGAAUGACCGAGUCCGAGUACGUGCGAAAGGUAGGACGUGCCAAGGAGGACUCCACGUUUUUACUCACGGAGCUUGCAAGGGUCAAGUUAGAAUCCGAUCGCAAGAAGGCUCAAUUAGAAGGCUUGCAUCUCGAAAAGAUCCUCGACGAUUUGAAUAGGGUACGAAUGCUCCUGAUUUUUCUGAUGAUGAAGGUUGUUAAUAUUCACAGACUCCAACAUUGUGCAUUUUGCGGUCCUUAGGGUAGUUAUUCACAGACAACAAGUACUCAACCUCAACUUCAUCUAGACAAACAACUCUCAUCUUCGCCUAGACUAGAGGAUUCAUCACCUUGAUGAUCGAUCCUACAACAGACUCGCGAAGCCGGGGAGCAGGAGGUACGUAAACUGAAACUCCUCGUUGAGACUUUAGAGCGGGACGUUACCGAGGCAGCUUUGGUGAAAGAAAAGGCAACUGAGGACCAUGCCGCAAUGUCCAAGGUGUACAGCAGCAAGAAGGAGGAGAUCUUGGCAGAGACGGAAGGUUGCCGCGAAGCUCGUUUAGCAGAUGAAAAAAGGGUUGCAGAAUUGAAGAAGGAACUCCAAGAGCUCAGUGAUAAGUCGUGGGGGAUGCACACAAAAUAUGCGGAAAAAAUGGAGGAAAUGCUCAAAGGAGGAGUCAGUUCAUCUUAUGACUGCUCGAACAAGACUCAAAAACAUUGUUUGAAUUAGAGACACCUUGAUCUAAUAAAAACGGACCUCACUGACUACAUUUUUUUUACUUUCACUUUCAUACUACGUGGUUCACUUUCACCAUUUCAACACUGCUCCUUAUUGUAGAUCGAUUAAAUAGAUGUUGAUGUAGAUCCAUUCGACCCGUUGAGCCUACUUUCUGACUGACCUCUCUAAUGGAUCCAAGUUACUGGUGAUGAACAGGGAGCAACUUCGUCCGGAGGAAAAAAGAAGAAAAAAGCGGCCGCAGCUUCUAACGCACCACAGAUAGCUUUGUCAGAGGAACAGGUAGCUUUUACUUAGUUUUAUUUCGUUUCUUCACAUCUGCUGCAUCUCGAUCUCGUUGACAACUUCUUGCAGAAAACUUCCUUUAGGGUUUAGGGUUACCUGUUGAUUUCUCAUCAAUCAAAACACAAACAGAAAAAGCUUGCCCAUUUGGAGAAUGAACGAACUAAGGAGAAGGAACAGUCAGAGCAGCUAACUGCCAGACUAAAUGUCCUCGACAAAGAACUAAGAGCCGAAAAGAAGAAGCGUGAAAAAGCAGAAAAGCUGAGUCACCAAGGAGGUGGCGCUAACAAGAAUAAGGGCAAGACUCAGAAGGACCAGCAGGCAGCACGAUAUGCAGAGGAAAACCUCAAAAUCGAAUCAUCGUCAGGAGGAUUCUAUCGCUACGCGAAAAGCCUGUGCCCAAAAUGGAUUAAAAAGUACUUCAACUUCAACACGUCAGCGAUCUUGAUAGUGAGUUUCUCUUUGAUUCCGUCACCAUUGCCUGCUUAAACGAUAGCCUUCCUAAACAUCAAGUAUCAAACAACGUCUUAAUUUCAGCACUCCUCCUUGGUAGUUGGAUCUUGUUUUUCCUACGCUCUCUACUCCUAUAAUCCCUCCCCCAAUACUCUCUCUCACCAGGAGCCAAAGUCAAACUGCGACAUUAGUCGUGAUAUGCAGUUCCGUUUUAGCGGUUUUGGCUUUCUGCGAUCGCGAUGGCUUUCAACGGCGGUUAAGGUGAGCGAGCCCUUGUUCUCGAUAUCUGGAGGAGCACAUUUGAAGAAGAUAUGAUCAUUCAUUCCUUCACUCAGUCACGCUACCCUCCUACGACAAGUUGGAAGGCAACCGAUUUUCCUGCUAAAUGGGAUGCGAAGAACAACUACAUUUAAUAAAUUUACAACAUGUUGAUGUAGUACGACAACUUCUUCUGGUUGGAGAGGAGAUGGACUUCUUUCUGUCAUCUAUUUUCUACACCGACAACGAGGACUAUUAUGUUGGCGACCCCUCCUGCCUCUACUACUUGAUGUCAUACCUGGUAAAACUAUUGUAUCUAGUAUCUAGUAUCUUUCUAAGACUUAGCAUCUUGUUGUAUUACAACUUAAAUGAUUCUCGUUAUCCUCGUUAAAGAAAUUAUCUUCACAAAAAUAUCUUCACAACAUCUUCACAUCAACUGUACAUCAAAUAUUAAGCACAUUAUAACAUCACCGAUCUACGACUAAUGUUUAUGUUACAACCGUUUACCCUUUUUUUUUCCACUUCUGCCAACAGAAGAUGAUGAGCUCUUCCUGAUAAAUGCUUGAGUCAUACAGUUUUUCCACCAAUAUGUUAUAUGUACAACAUCUAAUAUCUAAAAAUAGAGGAAGUAAACGAACAACUUUGCUCGGAGAUGUCAUAAUUAAAGUAGGACAUUAAAAGAAGUAGAGCAACUACAACUAGAUGAACACGCACUGCUGUUGUUGGUUGUUCCUCCCCCUUACUGAAGCAAUGACUCAGCUGGGGGCAUAGUGAGUCUUUCUACUCGUCUCCUUUUGCUAGAAGUCUCUCCAUGUACUAUGCUCAAAGUCUUCUUCUUCCCUGAAGACUUCCUCGACGUUUGUUCAAAAUGCUUUCCACCUGCUAAUACUUCCUAUUUAUAAGUACUAUGGUAGAUGACAAGUACUAGACAUGUUCAUGUAGGAUUGGAAGAUAUCUAGAUCUACGAUAAUGAUCAUGAUUUCUUACCAGAGCAGCUCUAGACUCAUGUGCCUGUGUACAUAGCGGUAGCAUGAUGAUGUAUCUUGUAACAAGGGUAAGCGAAAGCGAUCAUAAAAACCCUCUCUAUCCUUUCGCUGUGGAAGAUGAAAUAGAGUGUUGUGCGAUCUGAAUUUGAAACUACAACGACGAACACGUAGGUCAACUACUUCUACUUUCAACCUGUGAAGAAAGUUGCUGGAGUUGCCUUGAUAUUAUUCAGUGUCCUCUUGGUCUCUUCACUACAUUUAUGGUGGGAGGAAAACUGCCUCAAUUAUUGUCGACAGCUUAUGCGCGGCGACGUAGCAACGACGUUCGUGGAUACGUGAUUGUGUUUGUUCAAGAAUUUGCACCCCGG